Messenger RNA from Prunus armeniaca (apricot), 375 nucleotides. The record is from the annotation of a GenBank genome assembly. Lineage: Eukaryota; Viridiplantae; Streptophyta; Magnoliopsida; Rosales; Rosaceae.
AUGAACAGGACGACCCGAAGUCUGUAUUUAUAUGAGUUGAAACAAACACAAGAUGGAGCUGCUGCUGGCAAAACCUUGUGUUUGAGUAAACGCGGGGUUUAUUCCUUCGAUCCUGAAAUGAUUCCGAUCAACGCGUAUUGCGUAAUGAUUGCUUUUGAUCCAAAUAAUAAGGAUAUUUUUUAUCUGCAUGUGCGGAGAGAUAUUAUCAAGUGGAACAUUCGCACAGGAGAGUGGUCAAAGUUAUUUAAACACUGGGCAACACAUCGUUACUAUUACACAGUUGUGCUCCCGUGGUGGCCGACGCCAGUUCCUAGACUAGCGCAGCAGCAUGCGCAUCGAUCCGUGGCGGAGGAAGUAGCAGCAGCUAGUAGAUAG